AACUUGCUGGUCCUUAUUUGAGUCCAAUUAUGUAAUUGGGCUGCUAAUGACAGCGAGGGACUCUAACUAGCUUUAAUGAGUUAUUCAGGUGGAGAUGGAGGCAGCAGCCUUGCGCUGCAUCAGAUGCUGCAGAACUGCAAGCCUGCAAGACACAACUACUCCUGGAUACACUUUGCUUCUCCUUCUUCUUCUUCUUCUUCUUCUUCUUCUCCAAAUCUAAUCAAGUGGAUUCAUCCCCACACCUUCUCCUGAUCACCUCAGUCGCUGCGAGGCGGACGGACCAAUGGGCUCGCCGCCUGGAGGGCGCGGACCAAUCAGCGGCGGCCAGGAAUGAAUAUUCAUGAGUGGCAGAUUCAAACCUCCGGGGGAGUUUAUCUCGGUCCGCAGCAUCACACCUGCCACUUUCCACGGGCACAAACGGAAUUUUCUUAUGAAUGGAAGGAGAAAAAAGCGGUGCGACUUAAAUCGGGAGCCCUCCCGGUCUGAACUCACACGACAAAAGCCGGAGGAAGACGGAAGAUGACAAUGACCACAAUCCCAGAAAGUCUCAACAGUCCCGUCUCAGGAAAAAGCGUCUUCAUGGAGUUCGGACCUCCGAGUCAACAAAUGUCUCCGUCCUCCAUGACGCACGGACACUACCCGGUGCACUGUUUACACUCGGCGGGCCACGGCCAGCACGACAGCUAUAGCCCGGGCCCCAACUUCCCCCGAACCCUGGCCUACCCUUACAUCAACUCGGUGGGCAACCACUCCAGCAGCGCCUACCUCGGCUCGGUCCAAACGUACCAGAACAGCAGCGCCCUGCCCCAGACCCGCUUAGAGGACGCAGCACCGGAACCGGGCAAGAACGCGGUGGUCGAAGGCGGAGAGGUUCGCUUCAACGGGAAAGGGAAAAAGAUCCGAAAACCUCGAACCAUCUACUCCAGUUUGCAACUCCAAGCCCUCAACAGAAGAUUUCAACAAACGCAAUAUUUGGCCUUACCGGAAAGAGCCGAGCUCGCCGCGUCUCUGGGACUCACCCAAACACAGGUGAAGAUUUGGUUUCAAAAUAAGAGGUCCAAGUUCAAGAAACUGAUGAAGCAAGGCGGCGGCACUAUUGACACUAACGCUUUGGCCACCGGCCGUGGACUCUCCAGUGGUUCCCCGACGGUCGCGCCCGUCUGGAGCGCGCCCACCGCCUUGAAGACGUCAGUCGGCACCACCGGGUCUUACAUCCCGGCCUACACGUCGUGGUACCCCGGUGCGCACCAGGAGUCUAUGCAACAGUCCUCCCAGCUCAUGUGAACACACACACACACACACACACACACACACACACACACACACACACACACACACACACACACACACACACACACACACACACACACACACACACACACACACACGGUCGGGACACCUGCCAAGGUGUGUCUGGGGGAGGUGAGAGAGGUGGGGGGGUGUCGGACUUCGCACCCACCCACCCACAGGUCAUGACGUACAACACCGACUGUGGAGUUCACCUCAAACCGGAACCAGAAAGAAAAAGCUGAGAAACUUGAACGAGGAGCUUUUUUUUUUUUUUUUUUUUUUCCCCACAAGCGGAUCAUUAUUCAUGAACCAUUGUUUUGCUGCUCUUUUAUAUCUUUUUGAAUCAUAUUUGUGGAGACAAACUGCACCACGCAGGCUACAAUAAACCUAUAUUUGUUUUCUUUAUUGCGUUACCCACCAUUAGUAAGUAAGACAUUAUCAUUUGCACCAAAUGAAAUAAUAACCCAGCAAAAUGUAAAAAAAAAAAAAAAAAAAAAAAAAGCCUCAACUUGUUUGUAUGUGUUUAUUAUUUAAGUUAAAUUAUUGGAACGUUUUUCCCCCCUGUUGAGGCCGGUCUUGUGUUGAUUUGUGUGUUUAAAAUGAGACAACAUUGUGUUGUCAUGCUGCACUAUAUUGUUAUUGUUUUUUUUCCCAGAGUGGGAAAAAGGCCUGGCUAUUAAAAGCUGCACCAGAAACAAAAAUGAUAUUACACACCAGACGAGCAGCUCAUUUUUCUCCCUGUAUUUUGUAGAUAUACAUUGAACAAAACAAAAAUAUUGUUUUGUGCUUUACUGGCUGUGAAAGGUUUUAGACUUGGUGUGUUCGUCCACUUUGUGUUUAGUCCACAUAGAAAAGAUUUAGUUUUGUAUUUUUUAUUUAUUGCCUCUAUAUAUGUACAUACUGUGCACAUUUUCACAAAGCAGUAAAAUGAUAUAAAUUAUGUGAAUA
Messenger RNA from Entelurus aequoreus (snake pipefish), 2238 nucleotides. It is a transcript of the gene dlx1a, whose product is annotated as distal-less homeobox 1a. Gene Ontology annotation, biological process: embryo development; negative regulation of transcription by RNA polymerase II; cell differentiation. Gene Ontology annotation, molecular function: RNA polymerase II cis-regulatory region sequence-specific DNA binding; DNA-binding transcription factor activity, RNA polymerase II-specific. The record is from RefSeq and is a predicted model, not a curated record. The coding region runs from base 520 to 1284 and encodes 254 amino acids. Lineage: Eukaryota; Metazoa; Chordata; Actinopteri; Syngnathiformes; Syngnathidae. The transcript is spliced from 4 exons.